Diachasma alloeum is the source of this 1902-nucleotide messenger RNA. Its product is annotated as deoxyribodipyrimidine photo-lyase. Gene Ontology annotation, molecular function: deoxyribodipyrimidine photo-lyase activity. The record is from RefSeq and is a predicted model, not a curated record. The coding region runs from base 268 to 1785 and encodes 505 amino acids. Gene Ontology annotation, biological process: photoreactive repair. NCBI's taxonomy places the organism in Eukaryota, Metazoa, Arthropoda, Insecta, Hymenoptera, Braconidae. The transcript is spliced from 6 exons.
UUAUUCCAGCCGUGUGAAAUGUUCCGCGUGUUCUGACACUUGUAUUUCACCAAAAUAAACACCAAUCCGAUCGUAAAAUUGAUCAACAUGAAUCGAAGAUCCUAUUAUUCAUAAUUCUACUGAUAAUCCUGCCCUCAAGGCCCUCCAAAGCCCCUCAAAUUGUGAUAAACAGCCACUAAUCACCCAAAAAUAAUUCGACUUCCUGAUGUUUUGAUCUUUGUUGUGACUAUUCUGAACAUUAUAAACAGGAAGAACAAAUUACAAGAGAUGGAACCACCGAAGAAGAAGGCAAAAACUCUGGGAUUAUUUGAGAAGUUCAUCGAGAAUCGUAGAAAGACUGCUGAUUCGAUAAUGGAUUUUCCGAUGAAUAAAAAACGAAUAAGGGUUUUGUCGAAUGCUAAGGAAGUUGUGAAGAAUUCUAAAGGAAUCUUGUAUUGGAUGUUCAGGGAUCCAAGAGUUCAAGACAACUGGGCUCUCCUCUACGCACAAAAGCUGGCCUUGAAAAAUCGCCUCCCCCUGCACGUCUGCUACUGCAUCUUACCAAAAUUCCUGGACGCCACGUUGCGUCAUUACAAAUUCCUCGUUGAGUCCUUGGAGGAGGUCUCCAACGAUUGCAAGGAGUUGAAUAUCAAUUUCCAUCUCCUCCUGGGAGAGCCCAACUCAGUCGUCCUGGAUUUUGUUAAGAAGUACAAUAUAGGAGCUCUUGUCAUUGAUUUCUUUCCACUGAGACUGCCCAGGUUUUGGGUGGAGGAUAUUGGAAAGAAAUUACCUGAGGAUGUUCCACUCUGUCAGGUUGAUGCCCACAAUAUCGUCCCCUGCUGGCAGGCCUCCGACAAACUAGAGUACGCAGCUCGCACAAUCAGAUCCAAAAUAAACUCGAAACUACCAGAGUACCUGACAGAGUUCCCCCCAGUGAUAAAGCACCCCCACGACAGUGACUUCGAGUUCCCAAAGAUUGAUUGGAAAAAUAGUCUGAAUGAGGUUCUAAUCGAUAAGACAGUGGAUAAGGUGGAGUGGUGCAAGCCUGGGUACCGAGGAGCUGUGGGACAGCUCGAGACUUUCAUAACCGAACGUCUGAAGAACUACAACGAGAAGAGAAAUGAUCCUGUGCAGGACGCCACCAGUGGACUCUCCCCUUGGUUCCACUUUGGACAGAUUUCUGUGGCUAGAGUUAUUUUGGAGGUUCAAGAGUACCAGAAGAACUACCAGGCCUCAGUCAAUUCGUUCAUAGAGGAGGCCGUUGUUAGGAGGGAAUUGAGCGAGAAUUUCUGCUUCUACAAUGAGAAUUAUGAUAAGAUCGAGGGAGCCAAUGCCUGGGCCAUUCAAUCGCUCAAUGCACAUAGGAAAGAUAAAAGGGAGUGGGUUUAUACACUAGAGGAAUUCGAGAAGUCACAGACGCACGAGGACUUGUGGAAUGCAGCCCAGAAUCAGCUGGUGAGGGAUGGAAAAAUUCAUGGAUUCAUGAGGAUGUAUUGGGCGAAGAAAAUUCUGGAAUGGAGUCCAACGCCAGAGGAUGCUCUCGCCUGGUCAAUCUACCUCAACGACAAGUACAGCAUGGAUGGCAGGGAUCCUAACGGUUACGUUGGAUGCAUGUGGUCAAUUUGUGGAAUCCACGAUCAGGGAUGGAGGGAACGUGAGGUAUUCGGAAAGAUUCGUUACAUGAACUACAAAGGGUGUGAGAGGAAAUUCGACGUGAAAGCUUACGUGAAGAAAUUCGACGGGAAAAUCGUGAACAAGAAGAAGAAGGAGACAGCCGAGAAACUCCCCAAGAAAUCGAAGAAAUAGCUCACAAAAUAUUUUACUCCACUUCAUUCACAACUUGUUCUCUCUAAACACGGUGUAGUAAUGGCGCUUGUUACUUAUUGCAAAAUCAAAAAUAAAAAAGCACUUUAUUUUCGUUAA